CUACUGUCUGCUGUUCCCUCCUUCCCACAGGGGUUCUCUCCCCUCUCCCAUCUCAAGAUGGCAGCCAGCAGCUCUGAGAUGAAGGGGGUCGAGGAUUGUCCGGAGACCCAGGGAGAAGGGCCUGGCCAUUCUGAAGCUGGAACUGGCCCUCUCCAGGCCCUAGCAGAGGUCCCAGACCAGCCAGAGGCCCCACAGCCAGGCCCAGACACCACUGCAGCCCCUGUGGACUCAGGGCCUGAUGCUGGGCUGGCUCCAGAAACUACAGACACCCCAGCUGGGGCCCCAGAAACAGCUCAGGCCACAGACCUUAGCUUAAGCCCAGGAGGGGACUCAAAAGCCAACUCCAUCCCUGAAGAGGCAUGCAAAGAGCCAGCAUCCAAACCAGAAAUGAACAAAGAAGCCACUGCAGACCAGGGGUCUGAGCAGGAGUCUGGAGCCCCUCCCAAGCCAGCCUCAGAGCCUGCUUCCCAGCUAGACUCCCAGUCAGACCCUCAGCCAGCUUCCCAGCCCACCCCCAAACCAGCCCUUCAAAUAGAGCCCCCUACCCAGGAGGACCCCACCCCUGAGGUCCUGACAGAAAGUGUAGGGGAAAAGCAAGAGAAUGGGGCAGUGAUCCCUUUACAGGCUGGGGAUGGGGAAGAGGGCCCAGCACCCCAGCCUCACUCCUCACCCUCAACAAAAACGCCCCCAGCCAAUGGGGCUCCCCCCCGUGUGCUGCAGCAGCUGGUUGAGGAGGACAGAAUAGGAAGGGCCCAUAGUGGGCAUCCAGGAUCUCCCCGAGGUAGCCUAAGCCGCCACCCCAGCUCCCAGUUGGCAGGUCCUGGGGUGGAGGGAGGUGAAGGCACCCAGAAACCUCGUGACUACAUCAUCCUUGCCAUCCUGUCCUGCUUCUGCCCCAUGUGGCCUGUCAACAUCGUGGCCUUCGCUUAUGCCGUCAUGUCCCGGAACAGUCUGCAGCAGGGGGACGUGGAUGGGGCCCAGCGUCUGGGCCGUGUGGCCAAGCUCUUAAGCAUCGUGGCGCUGGUGGGGGGGGUCCUCAUCAUCAUCGCCUCCUGCGUCAUCAACUUGGGCGGUGAGUGGGGGUCAGGGACACGCAGGGGAGGAGUGGAAGGGUUGGCAAGGGCAGCUUUACUAACCCCUGCCCCUGCUCUCUCCUGUCUGUCCUCCCUACUUCUCCUUUGUCUCUCCUUGUCUCCCCUUUCUCCCUGACCCUGUCUCUGUCUCUCCCUCCCUCUCCUCUCCCACAGUGUAUAAGUGAGGGGCUCUGCCCUGCAUUCCAAGACUUUUCUUCCUGUUGGGAGCUGCCUUGGGCCCAUCCCUCCCUUGGGGGGAGCCCAAUUGAUGGCCCUGGCCCCCAUCCCUAGGGACCAAGGGAGCCUGAGCGGCCUUGUUUACAGCUUCUCUCCUGUUCCUGCAUCCUGCCAGGCUCCUCUGCCAACCGUAGGCCUCCCUCUUCCCUGCACUGUUUCCAACCUCCCUGCACUUCUGCCUGUGGAUAGCCCCUCCAGCCUCUUGGCCUCCCUAACCCUGCACUUCUGGAAACCUUCCUACUUCUGGAAGCCUCCCUGAACAUCUCCCAAACUCUCUGAGCUCUCAGCUUCCCUGCAUCUCUCCCCACCUCCCUGCACUUCUCCCAGCCUUCUGAAUUCUCUGAACCUCAUCCUCGUCUUCCUUCUCCUGACUUUCAUUGUCUUGGCAUCUAACCCCAUUCCUUUUCUCCAUUCCUUUAUCAUCUUCCCUCCCCUUUUUACAUCACCCACCCCCUUCCUCUUUCUGCCUCCUCAUCUUCCCUUAGCAUCCUUUCCUCCACCCUCCUGCCAUCAUUUAUUCUGCAAGAGCUCCAGCACUUAGAUCAGGCUGGGGGAAAGGGAGCAGUAUUGGGAGGGGGCUACCUAGCCUGGGGCUCCGACUGUUCUCUGCUGGGACCACCCAGGCUCAGACCACCCCCUCACCGGGCGCCUUUUGGGUCGCAGAGCUGCAAGCCAGGCCCCAUCUGGGGACUUGUGCAAUGGUGGAAGCAAUUCUGAACACAGGGAAGUAGGGAGAGGCGCGGCGGUAGAG
This is a messenger RNA of Marmota flaviventris (yellow-bellied marmot), 2061 nucleotides long. RefSeq names its product proline rich transmembrane protein 2 (gene Prrt2). NCBI's taxonomy places the organism in Eukaryota, Metazoa, Chordata, Mammalia, Rodentia, Sciuridae. Gene Ontology annotation, cellular component: membrane. The record is from RefSeq and is a predicted model, not a curated record.